UAAAUUUUUAGCAAGAAAGAUAUGGAUAGUGAUGAUAUGGACGUGGCUGGUUCUGGUGGAGCUCCAGGGAAUUCAAGAUGGAACCCAACAAAGGAGCAGAUUAGCAUGCUUGAGAGCUUCUACAGCCAAGGUAUACGGACCCCAAGUACUGAAAUGAUAGAGCAAAUAACGAGCAGGCUUAAAGCUUAUGGUCACAUAGAAGGAAAGAAUGUAUUUUACUGGUUUCAAAAUCACAAGGCAAGACAAAGACAGAAGCAGAAACAAGAGAGCAUGGCUUAUAUCAAUAACUAUCUUCACAAGGUUCAUCAACCUGUGUUUGCACCUCCUUGCGCAAAUGUUGUCUGCAGCCCAUACUUCCCACAACAGAGCGAAGUAAUGGGGUUUUGUCAACAACAUCCGAAAAUGCUACUCCCUAGUAAUUUCAAGAUGAGGCCAAGGUCUGAAGCAAGAACCUAUGCUUUUAAUGGAUAUGAACCAGCGGCGCCGUAUGGGUACCACAAUCGUAUCACGAUGAACAAGGGUGAGAGGACCCUGGUAACCAAUAUCAACCACAAGAGCAGCAGUGAUCAAGCAACGUUGCCUCUCUUUCCUUUGCACCCAACAGGAACUUUAGAAGGAGCAACGACUAUCUGUUCUGUCGGUUCAACUCCUGCUGAGAGUUCCACCAACACUCCUUGCUCCUCUGAGAUUACUACUGGCAUUGAAGAACAUUCUGGUGAUUGCAAACCUUUCUUUGAUUUCUUCUACGGAAAAGAUUCUCAAGUUUGA
Messenger RNA from Populus nigra (black poplar), 768 nucleotides. Its product is annotated as WUSCHEL-related homeobox 2-like. The transcript has 2 exons. NCBI's taxonomy places the organism in Eukaryota, Viridiplantae, Streptophyta, Magnoliopsida, Malpighiales, Salicaceae. The record is from RefSeq and is a predicted model, not a curated record. Gene Ontology annotation, molecular function: DNA-binding transcription factor activity; DNA binding. Gene Ontology annotation, biological process: plant organ development. The coding region runs from base 22 to 768 and encodes 248 amino acids.